Euleptes europaea (tarantolino) is the source of this 3066-nucleotide messenger RNA. It is a transcript of the gene RRBP1, whose product is annotated as ribosome binding protein 1. The transcript is spliced from 22 exons. Gene Ontology annotation, biological process: protein transport. NCBI's taxonomy places the organism in Eukaryota, Metazoa, Chordata, Lepidosauria, Squamata, Sphaerodactylidae. Gene Ontology annotation, cellular component: endoplasmic reticulum membrane. Bases 19 to 2913 code for a protein of 964 amino acids. The record is from RefSeq and is a predicted model, not a curated record.
UAAGACAGGAGAGUGAAAAUGGAUUUUUAUGACCCUCAGAUGCUGGGUGUCGUGGUCUUCGGUGGAUUCAUGCUGGUCUCGGCUAUUGGAAUAUUCCUGGUGUCCACCUUUUCCAUGAAAGAGACAUCUUACGAAGAAGCCUUGGCGAAACAGCGUAAGGAGCUGGAGAAAGCCAGCCAGCAGAAGGUGGAGAAGAAAAAGAAAGAAAAACCUAUUGAGAAAAAAGGAAAGGCCAAAAAAAAGGAUGAGAAACCCAACGGAAGACUACCUGAGCUGGAUCAAGAUCCGGCUGCUCCUGUUAGUUCUAAUGAUAUGAAUCCUGAACCAACUCCAGAUGUUGAGCCAACCGUCUUUGAGUCCCCUGUUAUAGUGCUUUCAGCUCCUCCUCUGGAGAAGGAGAAGCCCACCUUGUCCCCUGGAGACAAAAAAAAGAAGGAAAAGAAAGGAGCAAAGACAGAGCAGGCUGCCAGCCCGGCAGUUUCUUCUCUGCCAACUGCUGUCUCUCAAGCUCUGGUUUCUGAAGUGAUUCCCAAGGAGGAGCCAGUAGUUGCUGUUCCACCAGUUGGGGCUCAACAAACGCCUCCGUUUACGAAUUCUGAGAUAGUCAAAAAGCAGGAAGUGCCUCAAAACCAGGAGGAACUGAAACAAGAUACAAGUUUGAAAAAGAAGUCCGUUGCCAAAAAGAAAAGAGAAUCAAUGACAGCUGAUGCUGAUUGUGAGCUUUACCUUCCAUACAAGACUUUGGCCUCUACAAUUAAAAGCAUGGUGUUUGGUGAAGGUGAGGCCCAGCAACUGAUAGAAAUUCUGUCAGAGAAGGCAGGAGGACCUCAGGACAUAUGGCACAUGGCAACUCAGAAAAGCGACCCUGUUGUUGUUCUGAAGCGACAGCUAGAAGAGAAAGAGAAGCAACUUGUAAUGGAACAGGAAAACGCUACUGCUGCGAAAACUAAACUGAGGGAGCUUUCAAAGGAAGUUGCUGCUGAGAAGGCAAAGGCCCUCCUUGUUGAGAACAAGCUGAAGGAGCAGCUCUUGGCCCAUGAGCAGGAGAUAGCUGCCGUGCAGAACCGCAUGCAGGCGAGUUACCAGGAUCACGUAACUGAGACCCAGCAGUUACAAGGAAAGAUUCGGACGCUUCAAGAACAGCUGGAGAAUGGCCCAAAUACCCAGCUGGCUCGCUUGCAGCAAGAAAAUUCCAUCCUCAGAGACGCUUUAAACCAAGCCACGAGCCAGACAGAGAGCAAGCAAAACACCGAACUGGCCAAACUGCGUCAAGAGUGUAGCAAACUAAGCAAAGAGCUGACGGAAAAUGCGGAGAUGCUACAGCAGGCAGAGGAGCAGAAAAAGGCCCUGGAGACGAGAGUUGCUGCCUACGAAGGUCAAAUCUUCCAGCUCCAGGUGUCCCAGAAAGAACAGGAGUCUCCCCUGCAAAAGAGGUUGGAGGAGGUCAGCGAGGAUCUUUGCAAGUCCCAGGUCAACUGCAGAAACUUGCAAGCAGAGCUGGACAAGACGAAAGAGCAGCAGUCAAAUCUUUCAGAACUUCAGUCUCAGCUGCUGAGCUCCAAAACAGAGCUGAAGAACAAACUGGAGGAUUUGAGCUGUUUGGAGGGGAAACUGUCGGAAGCUACCGCCAAGAACGUGCAGUUUGUGGAGAGGGUCCAGCUGUUGGAAGCUCUCCUGGAGACAAGCCGGACGAGAGACGCAGAGAAAGACCAAGAGGUAGCGAACCAAACAGAAAACAGCCUGCUGCAGUUGAGAUUCCAGGAAUCAGUGGCACAAAUCUCCACGCUAGAGAAAGAAGCUGCAGAACUGAACAAUACAGUCGAACAACUGAAAAUAAAAAACAAUGACCUGCGAGAGAAGAAUUAUGAAGCCAUGGAAGCUGUGACUUCAGUGGAGAAAGCAUACCAAGAGAAACUGCUCUCAUCAAUUGGAGCAAAUGAAGUGCUGGAACAGCAGCUUGGAGUGAUUCAGGUGCAAACAAAGCAGGUCCUCUUAUCUCUCUUCCCCCAGGUCACGUCAGAUGUAGAACAGGCUUAUGAUGAAUGGCUGCAGCAGUUUAAGGAAAAGGCUUCGGAAACAUUGCAGCAGAAGAGUACAGUAACAGAAUCCGAUCUGGAGCUUUCAUUACGAGAAUCAGAUGAGGCCCGGCACACCCUGCAAGCAGAAUGUGAUCAGUAUAGGACCAUUCUUGCAGAGACGGAAAGGAUGCUCAAGGACUUGCAGAAGAGCGUGGAGGAGGAGGAGCAGGUGUGGAAAGCCAAGCUGACUGCAUCUGAAGAGGCACUUCAAAAGUCCCAGAACCAAAUGAAGUGCCUUGAAGAGGAUGUGGAGAAGUUCAAGGUGGAACUCCAGAACACAAGCAAGUUAAAAGAGUACACAUCCCUUUUGGAAGCACAGCUGGAAAAUCAUUUGGUGACGGCCAACUCAGAAAGUCAAACUUACACCAAAAAAGUGGAAGAGUUAGAACAGUUCUUAUCUGAAUCUCGAGAACAGCUGAAUGCAGCAAGAGCAGAAGCUCUCAGACAAAGCCAGGAGUUUGCACAGUUAAAAGCCCAGCUGGACCAAACAGAAGCAAAUUUGCACAAUGAACGUGUUCUGAGGGAGACCUUGGCAGCGCAGCUUGAGGAAGCUCAGAAUUCACUGCGCAGUCUGCAAACAGAACUUGAGAAGCUGAGACCUGAAGGGAACCUGACUGCCUCUGCAACAGAGGACGUUGUGCAACUGCAGGAAAGACUGGAAAAGGAGAAGAAGUUGUCGAAGGACCUGGGAUGCGCAGCAACCAAAUUAAAAGAGCUUUUGCAAGCCACCCAAGGGCAGCUGGCCAAGGAGAGGGAAACAGUAGCGAGAUUGCAAGAGCAGCUUCAAGGAAGGGGAGAAAAUGAGGAUAGUGCGAAGGAAGGAACAUCUGUUUGAUGAAUUCAAAACCCAGGAGAUGCUAUUCACCGUACAAAAUGCCUUACACAUUCCUAAACUAUACACAAUUUGCUGUAGACAAAGAAAAAAGACAUUAGUGACUCAAAUUGUAUUUUCAUAUCUUUAAAGGAAUAAAGGUACAUUCUGCUGCAA